CUGAAAGUAACAGUAAAACAAUGAUUAUACCGACUCGCCAUAUAAUAAAAUACUUUUGGAUAGUAUACUCAAGCCGUGUCUCUGUCGUGUAGGCUAAACGGUGCAAUGAGCAAUUCAUCCGUUCUGGGAGGCUACUCUGUCGUACAGCUCCCGCUCAACUCUGCGUAAUCCCCGGAUGAAGCUGUCAUGGCUGCCAUUCCCUGAGCUGUCAAGCCUACAAAAACAAAGAGGCCUGAAUUGAUAUGGAUCCAGCACGCGCUGAAUUAGAUGUCCCUGCUGGAGGUAAUAUAAAAGUUGUCGAGGAUGACAGAAACUGGAACAAACGACUCCGUCUCAGGAAAGCUGCCGUUCAGCCCCCAGCCAUGCAAAGUAAAGAUAAGCAUGGGCCAAAGAAGAUAACAGAGGACAUGGAGAAAAGCACAGAGCAGACGUAUUUGAAGAAGACGCCCCUUAAAGUUCAAGAGGGUCAACAUGUGACAAAGGUUUCUGGAAAUAUACUUGGGUUUAGAUGCUCUGAAUGCAAGGACAGCACAGUAUUCAGCCCUAAUGACUUACUGAGGCACUUUCAGGAGACUCACCCAGGAAGCCAACCAAUUUUUCCCUGUGACAUGUGCAGUUUUAUUACACAUGAAUUCUCCCGCCUUAAAGUCCACCAAUUAGGCCACAGAGACACUUUUGUCAGCUGCAACAUAUGCAAUGACAAUGUCCAGCACACCCUCUUGCAGCUCACCACUCAUUUAAACAUGCACCACAGCUUGAACGGCCACUACUGUUGUGAGAAGUGCAAGUUCUCCACAAGAGAUGUCGGAGCAUUUUUGGAGCACCUGUAUCUACAUAACUUUGCGCCGCAAGCAGGUUCUGCUGACCAGGAUUUGAUGAGACAUCUCAUGGCCAAAACAGCACAAUUCCGCUUCAGUUGCCAAUUCUGUGACUAUAAAUCUCAUCGAAAAUAUAUCAUCACAAGGCACAUGGCCACCAUUCAUGGUGAAGAGAAGAGCCAGAAAAACAAGCCGAAAAUGAAAGAUGUUGGUCCUAAAACAGUAGAUAACUCAUCUCCAAGACUGAAGCACACAGUGACGAGUACAGCGAGGGAAAAUAACUGGAUGUCACAAGGCUGUCUUUCUCUGCCGGGGGAAGGAUUCCUGGAUAAAUAUUGCAGACUGUCAAAUCCAGAGAGGGCUUUGGAGGAGACGAAGCAAUUUUUAGAGAAGUCUGUGGCUGCUGAAACAGGUGGGCAGACAUGGAACGAAGCUCUUAAGACUGUACUUUCAAAUGUGCCCCAAGCCAUCACUUCCUUUUCAAACUCAGAAAACUGCAUGAUAUCCAAUCCUGGAUUCACAAACACAGACAAAGACCUCACUGUCCUCAUGCUCAAAAACAAGAUUUCAGUUCCUCCGGAUGUCACUACUGAAGCCAUUGGUUUCAAAAUGGUGGAAGGCAAAAAACAUUUGGUUCUCAAGGUUACACCAGCAGCAAAGCAAGAGACCUCUGACACAACAAAGACGUCAUUGUGUGUCACUGAGCAGGAAUCAGAGAAGAUUGCUUGUCAAACUAGUGCUGGGGACUCCAAUGCAAACGGAUGCCAAUCAAAUUCAACUAUCCCCCCAAAGACCAGGCCAACCAGUUGUCCAGAGUCAUUCUCGACACAAAAUGAUAUUGACACUAUUUCAACCCUAAAGUUAGUGGAAUAUGAUCAAACUCAAGAAAAUAGAGAAAACCGGGAAACAAUGGUUGGCCAGGAACACCAGAGACAUGACACAGAACCCAAAGAUGUGAAUCACUGUGAAGAUACAGCAGAGGACAUGAAAGUGCCGAAGUUGACAGUGGAGAAAAGUGAGAAAAAGCUCAAAUCCUUUCCUGAACCUCUGUGCUCUUCCAAGACUAUGGGGGACAAAAAAAGGUGGAGAACGAAAGUGGUCAGCCCUAAAACUGUAGAGAAGAAAUCAUCACCAGCAUUAAAGCUCCUCCUGAAGAAGAACCCAGUUAAGGAAAUGCAGUGGAUGUCACAAGGUCCUCUUCCCCUGUUAGGAGGAGGUUUGCUGAACAAUUCCCACAGACUAGAGCACCCACAGAAAACUUUGGAGGAGACGCAGCAAUUUCUUAAAAGAGCACUGUCAACGGAAAAUGGCAAAAAGAAACAUACCAAGUCCAAAGUGGUCACACGGUCGUCAAAGUCAGAGGGAGGCUUUAUUCCAAACCUUGGACAUUUCAGCCCCAGAGUUAACAACCUUGGUGCCCUCAUGGUAAAAAAUAAGAUUUUAGUUCCUCCCAAUUGCACUACAGAGGCCAUGGGUUUCAAAAUGGUGGAUGGCAAAAAGCAUUUGGUUCUUAAGGUUACACCAUCAGACAAAACAGAGACAUCCUUGCAUUCCGUUGAGACAAAGGAAGACAACACUCUAUCUGAAAGUUGCACUAUGAGCCAGAACAGUUUAGUUGUUGUCGAGAAAAGUCAGCCAAGUUCUAAAAUCCCUCCAAGCACCAUAACAAAGAGUAACCUAGAAUAUCAUUUUGAAAAUGUGGAGCUUCCAAACACUAAUGUCAGUUCUGAAAACAGAGAAGGAAUUAACAAUGGCGUGGAUUCUCAUGUCCUAGGUGGCCAACAUUGUCCAAGGGUAGGCCUACCUCAUGUAUCUAAUGGAGCCAAAUCAGAUGCAAAUGAUUUGGACCAGAUAACGGAAGAUAAGCCUGACCUGGAAGGCGUUGGAACUACAGAAGCUCAGGUCCUCAUGGUGUCUCCCUCCCCUAUACUCAAAUACCUUACUUCCCCACAAGGUAUAACAAACUGGUCAGAGAUUCCAGUCCACACUCCAGAUGUUUAUUCUCAGGACUUCCCUCCCAAUACCACACUAAGAGAUGGAGGAAAACAGGAGGUCUUUGACAGGAUUUGCCUCUCACCACAGCAAAACAAACAGACAGUCAGAGGAAAGAGGCAGAGCGAACUGUCCACAGAGGACUCCCUUGAGCCCCUCUCAAAAGCCAAUAAACCCUCCAGCAAAGUUGUGGAAGAAAAAGAGGCUUCACCAGCAGCGGCGCAUCACUGGGAGCCAGGCCCUAGAGAUGUGGAGAGGACCCUGAAGCUAUUGCCAUUAAGUCCCACUCAACUCAUUACACGUCCAAGGGGAGACCAGCCUGUUGUAGUGCUAAAUCACCCAGACACAGACAUUCCCGAGGUUACAAAUAUCAUGGAAACAGUCCACAGGUACAAAGGGGAGGUCCAAAAAGUUUUGUUGUCUCGAAAAACAUUGAAGGCCUUUGCAGGCAUGGGUUGUAAUAUGUUUAGGGCAAAUGCCCCAACGAAUGCCUCCAUCUCUCAUCAACGUAUGUGGCCUGAGAACAGAGUGAAAGAGAGAUUCAUCUUGAAAUUGAAGCUGAGAAAGAUGAGCAGAAAGAAGUACAAAGUGGUGAAUGCAAUCUCUCACAGCACUGAGCCUCCAUUACGAUUUAGCUGCUGGUUUUGUGGCCGAGUCUUCAGUGAUCAGGAGGUCUGGAUUGGACAUGGCCAGCGCCAUCUGAUGGAAUCUACUAAAGAGUGGGAUAAGCUGAAAUGUGAAAAGUCAUAAUGCAAUCUACACUGGAUUCAAAGUUGAGAAAGGUGCUCCUGCACAAAAGCAAUGGACAGAAAAUAUUAAAUUAAUUUCACUGUCUUAUUAGAGAAUAAUGUUGAUAAGGAUGACAAAAUAAUAGUGUACAAAAUCUAUGUAACAACAUGAGUUCUUUGAAAAUACAGGGCUCUAACACUCAGGUAAAAUUUGCAUUAUUAUUAUUUUUUUAAUGUUUUUUUCUUCAUUUGCUCAUAUCUAAGUAUUUAAUUUGAAACCCACUUAUGUUUCAGUGCUACCAUCGUUUUAGAUAGGAUGCAAUCUAUUUGUUGUUUCAGAUAUGUCUAACCAACAUGCAAUGCUAUACAAGUUGAUGUAAGUACAUUGUCAUAGGGACUCUUUCACAGAACACUGUAAUAAGGACACGAAUGAGCCAUACUCCUAAAGCUCUAAACAUGAACAUUUAACAUUAUACGGGUAUGUAUAGUGUGUCAUAUGAUUAUAUCACACACACACACACACACACACACACACACACACACACACACACACACACACACACACACACACACACACACACACACACACACACACACACACACACACACACACACACACACACACACACACACACACAAUCCCUGUUAAGGCCCAUAGAAAAUAGGGAAUGUUUUUGUUUGAAUGCAUACAGUACAAAAUGUACCAAAAAUAUGAAUGGUUUCGAAUAUAGUAGUAUCCAUAUGUGGGGCACAUUUUGUUAAGUUAGUCCUGCACUAGUAGCAGGAGUAGUCCAACGUAUUCACCUUUUUAUAAUUUAACAAAAUCCAUAGUAUGUUAUAGGAUGACUGAUGGCAUGCCUGCAAUAUAGCCUAACAAUGCUGGUUUUACAUGCAAAAUAUUGUUUUUCUGAAAGAAAUUCCUAUUGUGACUUGAAAUUAUUGUUUUUUUUAAUAGGAUUAUGAACAGACAGUGACUAUUUCUUCCCAUUAUCUCACUUUAUGAAGCUUAUGACAAUAUUGAUAUGCAUGUUACUGUAUGUUUCCUUAUGUUCUGAAAGUGUCCAUGGAAAGGGAUACUUUUAGUUAGUCAGCACAGGACCAUUGGUCAAAUGGACCCAAAUCAUAAAUACACAUAGCACAUCUUUCUGACCAUACCCUUUCUGCUUGCACACGUCAGCAUUAGUCAUCCACCAUCUAUUUCUGCAUUUAAACAGAUAAUUGUCAAAGUGUCUCUCUACAUCACAAUCACAGUGCAUCAUUGUAAUGGCGCGUAUGUUCAGCAGCCCCUCUAGGCAUCUCUUUCUCUCUCUCUCUCUCUCUCUCUCUCUCUGGCAUGGAUGAAUUAUAGGACGUACCUGGUUUGGAAUAGUAGUCAGGGAAAGAGGUACAAUUUUGACUUAAGAAAUAUUUGUUUUUCUCCAAGUGCCUGACCUUUACACAAUUAAUAUGUAUUUAUCUUGAUACACAUCUGGUAGCAUUAUGUGUUGUACAGAUCAAUAAAUACAAAUAGUUUGACAA
Molecule: messenger RNA, 5056 nt
Organism: Oncorhynchus gorbuscha (pink salmon)
Lineage: Eukaryota; Metazoa; Chordata; Actinopteri; Salmoniformes; Salmonidae
Product: zinc finger protein 518A
Exons: 3
Coding region: 243-3560 (1105 amino acids)
Source: RefSeq, a predicted model, not a curated record